AUGCUGGAAUACUAUCCGCAGUCGUCAGGAAUCCGGGAUAACAUGAACAAAAGUAGCUAUUCUACCGCAGAACCUCCAGCUAACCUAAUUCAAGCCACCCAUGAAUAUAAUGCUACACAGAAUUCUUCUGAGGUUCUAAUCGCCAACAUAGUCAACCUAAGAAAGAAAAACGACAUGGCGCAGAUAAUCGAGUCCAUAAGAGAAGGUAUAAAUCAGGCAAAACUCCGCCUUGAGAAAAGGCUUGGAAAUCUCAGUGAUAUUCAAAGAGCUAGAUUGGAAGAGUGGGCAUUGGGUCGAUUAGAUCCAAAAGGAAGAAGAAAAUACAAGAAAUUUGAGGAAUUCGUUGGUGUUCUAAGAUGUCUUCAGAAUGCCGUCGCUUUUGGUGUUGGGGAGUUUCAUGUUAAAGUGGAACCCUUUCCGCGCGAGUAUAUUGAGUCCGUCGAAUUUUCCCAAAUAAAGAAAAGACUUAUUUCAUACAUGAAACAAAUUCAUUUCGACCUCUGUGACAACCCAUUCCAUAUUAUAUUUGACAGCAAGGACUUAUCAUAUGAAUUGUUUUCAGUUAAGGCCAGUGUUACUAAAAUUUAUCAAGUUUUGAGAAUUUUUCAAUCAAGUAUCGCACCAAAUGAUCAAGUAGUGGUUGUUGAUAUACCACAACUUAGUGAUUUGCAAACAUCCUAUUCUCCCGAGCUGGACCUUUGUUUCUCCUAUUUUGUGGUUAAACUGAGCUUCAUUGAAAUGCAUAUUAAGAAUCGUGAUUUUGACAUCAAAAAGUUUAAAAUUGUCACGGAUCGCAAGUCAGAACUAUCCGUUGAAGAAGUCCCUCCCAAAGAAAAAGCAACCGAAGAGGUGUUAACUCAUUCUUCUUCAAGAGAAACCCUAAGCAGUCAGGAAAGCUUUUCUCAAAUAACACCCUUGUCGGAAUUGCCAUCAUGCGAAGAGCACUUACUAACACUGACUGGAAGCUCUUCUACAUGUUCUCCCCAUAGUAACAAAAUUCCAAUUAUUGGGGCCAUUCCUAGGGGGUUUCGAAGUGAUUUGGAUCUUUAUUCUAAUAAUCCACAGGAAGAUAUGAGCAGGCAUUGCUUUGACUGUUAUCCGACCUGGGACGCUGCUGAUACCAAACAAAGGAGGAAGUUGAUAUUUACAAAGAUUGUCGAUGGCAGCAUAUAUUUUGUUGAAGUCUUAUUGGUUUUGCUUCCACUGCUCUUUUUAGCCCGAUUCGUUAUAUAUUUUAUUUAUUGGGUGCUUGGGAAGGCUUUUUCAGAAUUGAACUAA
Molecule: messenger RNA, 1278 nt
Organism: Hemisphaericaspora subhashii
Lineage: Eukaryota; Fungi; Ascomycota; Pichiomycetes; Serinales; Debaryomycetaceae
Exons: 1
Coding region: 1-1278 (425 amino acids)
Source: RefSeq, a predicted model, not a curated record